Messenger RNA from Gasterosteus aculeatus aculeatus (three-spined stickleback), 2808 nucleotides. It is a transcript of the gene tmem175, whose product is annotated as transmembrane protein 175. Gene Ontology annotation, molecular function: potassium channel activity; proton channel activity. Lineage: Eukaryota; Metazoa; Chordata; Actinopteri; Perciformes; Gasterosteidae. The record is from RefSeq and is a predicted model, not a curated record.
UCAGCUGCCGGGUUUGUUUGCAAACAGUCCUCCGGCUGCGUGGGUCCCCGCCGCCGCCGCCGCCGCCGCCGCGUCUUCCACGAUGGCGGACACCGCCGACUGCGAGAUCAUCGAGCACCACGUCGAGGAGGAGAUGGAGAAGGAGGGCGCGAGGAGCCGCGCCGCCCCCUCGCGCCCGGGCAGCGUGGCCCCGUCCGACCGGGAGGGAGGCACGCAGUCCUCCCACCGGCUGCUGGCCUACAGCGACGCGCUCAUCUCCAUCAUCGCCACCGUCAUGAUAUUACCCGUUGCUCACACCAAGAUGGGAAACAAUGAGGAGUUGAGGGAGAGUGUCCAGCUCCUGCUGACCACAAAGAUCGCCGUUUACUUGAUGACGUUCCUGAUUGUGACUGUCGCGUGGGCCGCUCACAUCAGGUUGUUUCAAGUCAUUGUUCGCAUCGAUGACUGCCUCGCGCUCCUGAACCUCGCCUGCAUGAUGCUGAUCACCUUCCUGCCGUACACGUUCUCUCUGAUGGCGGCCUUCCCCGAGAACGUCCUGGGGAUUCUACUCUUUUGCGGCUGCGUGAUGGUGAUGGGCGUCAUCCAGGCGGGGAUCGUGCUGUACGCCUUCGGCCGGCCCUUCCUGCUCAACGAGCAGAUCCAGAUCUCGGAGAACCGAACCUUCUACAAGCACCACAUCCUCAAAGUCAUCAUGCGGGUUCCCAUCAUGUGCUUCUUCGCCAGCGUCUUCUCUUUCAUCUUCUUCCAGCUGUCCUACGCGCUGCUGGCGGUCGUCAUCUUCCUGCCGUACGUCUCCCAGUCUCUGAAGUGGUGUCGCAGCAAAGCAAUCGGUCCAGUGCAGGAGAGUCCGGACUCCGUGUUGUUUUACACCUACCUGCCCGACGAGCCCCUCAGCAAGGACCGGGUGGAGGCUUUCAGCGAUGGAGUCUACGCCAUCGUGGCGACGCUUCUCAUCCUGGACAUAUGCGAGGACAACGUCCCGGACCCCACCGUGGUGCGGGAGCAGUUCGGCGGCAGCCUGACGGCGGCGCUGCGGGUCUACGGCCCGGAGUACCUCGCCUACUUCGGCUCCUUCGCCACCGUGGGCCUCCUCUGGUUCGCGCACCACUCGCUCUUCCUCCACGUCACCCAGACGACGCGCCUCAUGGGCCUGCUGAACACCUUCUCGCUGGCGUUCGUGGGAGGGCUGCCGCUGGCCUACCAGCUGACGCACGAGUUCCCGCCCGACUCGCGCAACGAGCUGGAGGCCAUCCAGAUCAGCUGCGUCAUCAUCUUCUUCGCCGGCAUCUUCCAGCUCACCAUCUGGGUGGUCGCCCUGCGCAGCGAGCGGGAAACCCUGCACCCGUACGUGAGGUACGGCGGACGCGAGCACGUGUUCAUGCUGGCCAAGCUGUCCCUGUACCCCUGCGUGGCCCUGGGCACCUUCUUCCUCACCUGCGUUCUGAGCAGAUUCAGCGCCGCCAUCUUCCACCUGAUGGAGAUCACGGUGCCCGUUGCCUUUCUGGUGCUGAGGCUGCUGGUGCGCGUCGGGGUGGCUUUGCUCCGGCUGCUUUUCUGUCCCGAUGGGCCGGACCCGAGGGCCGCGGGGGGGGAGGAGGGGGAGGAGGAGGAGGAGGAGGAGGAGGAGGCGAGAGUGCCGUUCAACACUUUAGUCACUUAGCCGGCUUUAAGGGGAGGAGCCACGAUGCUGCUGAGACGCUCGCCUCAGAGUUACUGUAAGUAAGUAAAGUGAGAGUCGAAUGGAAGCAGUGAAACUGGGAUUGGCGAGACAGAUAAGGGACGGCGGGAAACGGACCAAUAUAAUGUGAAAAUGCUAGUUUUGAUCAGCAAAUAAGAAAAGAUCCGAGGUUUGAAAUGACCAAAGCAUGAGAUUUCAAAGCAGGAAGAGCAGAAACAUUAGAGCUAUUUUCUGUUUUAUGUCCUGUGAGGUCAUCAGUUAGCAGAUUUCAUAAUGACAGUUUAAAAGCGUAACACGAAUAGUCCGUCCAACCGUUUUAAUUUCGUCUUUAUUCAUUUUUUCUUUGAGAGAUAAUUUGUUUCACAUGUUGCUGAAAAAUAAUACACAAGAGCAGAAGUAUUUAAAUUUUAAGGAAUGUUUGCUUGUAUCAAGUUUGUCUCUUUUUUUGUGCAAAUGUAAAUGUUGUAGACGACCAGUCUGUUGGGUAAAUGCACUUUAAACAUUUAACACAACGGGUACGGCCAUAAAAUUGCACUUCUGAAAAUGUCCUUUUAUUCUGAAAACAAUGGCAGGAAAGAAACGUUUUGGUGGUAAAGUGUUUUUAGUUGUAAUUAUUUUACCUACAAGAGGCAAAGAGCCUUCUUUUUGCUUUACUACAGAUUAACCGCUAACACACAAAUUCCCCUUUUUGUUCAGAGAGAAAUGUAAACGGAUCCUUUACUUUUGCCUCUCAGGGCUUCCGUGGUCCACGCUUUGACUUUUUUACAUUAGUUAUCUUCUGAUAGCACGUUAUAUGUUUAUAUGUACGUAGGGCCAGUCUGUCUGCGUGUCUGUUGAUUUAAAUGUCAGUGGUGAUUUAUGUCAACUAAAAUGAUCACAUAUUAAGAUCAGAAUAAAACAUGAAUCAUUUUUUUUACAGGUUUGUAAAUCAUUUCUGUCACUGUCUGUUAAAAAGGCUUCAGCACGAUUUAAGACCCCAGAUGUUGUGAGUGGGCAUUAUUUUAGUUUGUCACGUUUAUUCUGUUGAAGAUGAAUUGACAGACGUUUGUGUUUAUUUACGUGUACCUGAUUUGUAAAGCUAAGAUUGUCUGACAUUUUCACCUAAUUAAAAUCCAGAUUUGUAUUGACAA